Messenger RNA from Pogoniulus pusillus (Red-fronted tinkerbird), 3336 nucleotides. RefSeq names its product pleckstrin homology domain containing M3 (gene PLEKHM3). Bases 334 to 2652 code for a protein of 772 amino acids. NCBI's taxonomy places the organism in Eukaryota, Metazoa, Chordata, Aves, Piciformes, Lybiidae. The transcript is spliced from 8 exons. The record is from RefSeq and is a predicted model, not a curated record.
GAGCAGCGCCGCGCUGUGCCUGCACGCCGGCGGCUCCGCGCUACGCUGGGCUGGGCCGGGCCGGGCCGCGGCCAGUCCCUCCUCGGAGCACAGGCGGAGCGCGGCCCCCGGGCGCCAGGUACUCUCCAUCAUAUGAGCUUAUUGCACAGAGGGACUGUAGCUCGCUUGAUGAAUGGAUGUUAAAUAUCCCAUCUGAAGACAAGUUGAUUUGCUUCCUUUCUAUCAUUUAAGAUUGUAGUUGGUGAAUGUAUUUGCUCCACCAUUUCUAAGUUAAUAGUGUAACGAGGACGUGUGUGAAGCUGCUCUUUCUCUGGAUAUUGAUGUCAUAUCUUAAUGCAUUGUGACGCCUCAGGCUCACCACUGACACAGGACAUGGAGGCUCUUGAAGUUGAUGACAUUAGCCCUGCCUUGGAGGUGACUGAAGAGUUUUUCAAUAGUUUUGAUACUAAACUUGAAAAGAUUGUGCAGCCUUCUGAGGUUUAUGGUGUACAGGAGGUCCCUGAACUGGUUGGGCAUGAGGUAUUUGAUCAGAUAACAGAGAGCAGGAAUUUGAGGAACGUCGCCACGUUAGCCAAAAGUAGCCUCCUCUGGGACCAUUGCAAAAAUGGCCUAUUGGAAACCAAAGCUCAGACAGCAUUCCCUGCCAAAGACCAGCGCGUGAUGCAGAGGGCAACAGCUGCUGACAACCUUGGUUGGGCAGGGGAAGGGGAGACAGCAGCUUUUAACAUCUUCAAUAUCUGCCAGCGGAGAAGAAACAGGCCUCGCUCGGUGAACGACAUCCUGGUGCAAAACGAGGAAGCCUCCACGUUCAAGCCAGGACACCACAGAUCACGCUCUGAUAUCAGCCAUGUGAACUGGGGAAUGGUCUUCACGGGCACCUACCUGCAGCAGCCACCUGCACCUGGUCAGGACAAUAACUGUGCUCUCCUCUCUUACCUGGCAUUAACCAAGGGAAAGGACAUCCAAGGAAACACAGAACACAAGCCAAUGUUCCCAAAUAUUCUGAAGAAGGGAUACUUAGAAAUUCGAAGAGACAAUGACACCCUCUGGCAAACCUGUUAUGCUGAGCUCUCCCCAUACAAACUGUACCUGUAUUGCUUGGACAGCAGUGGCAACCAGACUCUUCCCACCGUGUACCCACUCAUGCAUUUUCAAAGGGUGACUGUUACUGGUUGCAUUGAAACAAAGGUGGUGGAUGCUGUCAUGUCGGACAACUCGCAGCUGCAGCUGAAGGCAGAGUCCUCUUGGGAGGCUUUGGACUGGGGACAGAAACUCUGGGAAGUGGUGCGUGCCUCUGUGCCUGCUUUUACGAGACAGCAGGAGAAACUGGAGAACGUGCCAAAGCCCAAAAACAACAGUGACCUUUCUCAAACCAAUGGAUUAUUAGAGAAGCCUAUGGAGCUCUUCUUAUCAAUGAAUUUGACUGAAAACACUAAAGAGUACCAAAAUAUUCUCAAAUCAGGGACUCUUUAUAGGUUAACUGUCCAGAAUAACUGGAAGGCAUUUACUUUUGUUUUAAACAGGUCUUAUCUCAUGGCAUUCCAGCCGGGUAGGCUUGAUGAAGAUCCUCUGCUGAGCUACAAUGUGGAUGUGUGCCUGUCAGUCCAGACAGAUACUCAGGACGGCUGUGACUCUUGCUUUCAGGUCAUUUUUCCUCAAGAUGUCCUUCGCCUGCGUGCGGAGACUCGACAGAGAGCCAAGGAGUGGAUGGAAGCACUGAGAGCAGCAGCCAGUGCUACUAGGAGUUCAACUCUGAACCCACAGGUUACUCUUAGGAAUAAGCCUGGAGACUGGCCCUCUGGAAACGAUCUUAGAAAAAGCAAGCGCCAGUCCGUGACCACCAGCUUCCUGAGCAUCCUGACCACGCUGUCUCUGGAGAGAGGGCUCACAGUUCAGAGCUUCAGGUGUGCAGGCUGUCAGCGCUCCAUAGGCUUGUCCAACGGGAAAGCCAAGGUGUGUAGCUACAGUGGAUGGUAUUAUUGCAGCACCUGCCACGUUGAUGACAGCUUCCUCAUCCCUGCACGGCUGGUUCAUAACUGGGACACUUCCAAAUACAAGGUAUCAAAGCAAGCCAAAGAGUUCUUGGAAUACGUUUACGAGGAGCCAUUGAUUGAUAUCCAGCAGGAAAAUCCCAUGUUGUACAAGCAUGCUGAACCUCUGGCAACUGUUGUGCGCCUGAGACAGCAGCUGAAGUCUCUACGAGCUUAUUUGUUCAGCUGCAGAGCAGCAGUGGCUGAAGAUCUGCGCAGAAGGAUCUUUCCCAGAGAAUAUCUUCUCCAACAAAUCCAUCUUUAUUCUCUUGCAGACCUUCAGCAGGUUAUUGAAGGAAAGCUGGCUCCUUUCUUAGGGAAGGUGAUCAAGUUUGCCACCUCUCAUGUAUACAGCUGCAGCCUUUGUAGUCAAAAGGGUUUCAUCUGUGAGAUUUGCAACAAUGGAGAAAUCCUUUACCCCUUUGAGGAUAUCUCUACAAGCAGGUGUGAAAGCUGUGGGGCUGUCUUCCACUCUGAGUGCAAAGUAAAGGCUGUGCCGUGUCCCAGGUGUGUGCGUAAAGAAUUGCAGAAGAAGCAGAAGUCCUUCUGGAGGCGACUGAAUAUGGAUGAAAACUUUGAAGAGUCUUGCAACAUGUUUGAAUUGUCAUAUCAGAACACAUGAGAUCCUCAAGGCAGUGGCCAGCCUGAAGUGAAUCCCUUUCCCAGCUGCCAGCUCGAGCAACUUGUCAGCUUAGCCAGGCAGAAAUCUUUUUGCAGUAUAAUGUCUGAUGUUCUUCAUCUGUGAAUAGCAGCAGCCAAAGUGGCCAUAAAGCCUUGUUGGCUUUGAAAUACCAAUGGCUAAACUGCAUUUUGCUUUCAAGUCCAGCUGCUAACUCUCAUACAAAAUGUGGUUUACUUAAAAAGCUUUGGGUUUACCUACUUAUCACUUAACUUUUUUCUUUUCCACCUCUGGAGAAGACUUUUCCUCAAGGCAGAAACGAUUUGCUGCCACGGCUGCAUUAUUUUUUUAUGUUGUUAAUUUAGAAUUGAUGAAUUGUCUUAUUUAUGUGUGUUAUUUAUUUAUUUAUUGUUAGCCUUGGCAGAGGGUCUGCCAAGGUGUUUCACAGAACCCAAGAGGACGGGGAUGAUUUUUAAUCCUUAUGUGGACACAUGGCUCCAUUUCCUCAUGUUUCAAGUGCGCUGUUUUUAAAGAGUCAGUGCAUUUACACAUCACACCUCCCUGAGGGAGUAGAAAUAUCUCCCAUCAAACCUUAUUUAGGGUGCUUGCAAACCUAGGAUGCAGAAUAUUUCCUUCAGCUAUGUUUAUGUAUUUAUAACCACCCCAGUAAACUACUCCAUAUGCAGA